Entamoeba dispar SAW760 is the source of this 3240-nucleotide messenger RNA. RefSeq lists its product as uncharacterized. NCBI's taxonomy places the organism in Eukaryota, Evosea, Mastigamoebida, Endamoebidae. The record is from RefSeq and is a predicted model, not a curated record. Gene Ontology annotation, biological process: protein phosphorylation. The coding region runs from base 1 to 3240 and encodes 1079 amino acids. The transcript has a single exon. Gene Ontology annotation, molecular function: ATP binding; protein binding; protein kinase activity.
AUGAGUGAAAACAAUGAAAAUUUCAUUCGUCUCAAAAUUCCAAUCUGUGUGUCACCACAAAAAUGUUUUGAUUUAGGUUCAAUACAAGUAGAUCAAAUGUAUAGUAUUCCUAUAACAUUAAGAUGUGAAUUAAGCAAUAUAGAAAUUAAAUUUGAAGCUAUUGAAAGUGAAGAAAAAAGUACUAAGAUUGAACCAAUAAGAACACUUAGAAUUAGAAAAUUACCAGCAGAAAAUAAAGUAAUUAUAAAACUUACACCAAUAUAUCCUACUGUAGAAACAAUUAUUCGAAUUAGAAUUAUUGUCUCUCCUUUAAAAACAGUUAAAUCCGAAUCACUGUUACAAAAUGUAAUAUCAGAUGAAAUAACUAUCAGGUAUAAAACUCAAGUAUCUAACUGGAUAAAUCCACAACAAGCGUCAAUUGAACUUAUUGAAAAAAUAGGAGAAGGAAAAGAGGGUAAAAUUUUUAGAGGAAAAUAUAAUGGUGAAGAAGUUGCAAUUAAAAAAGCACUAAUGGCUGAUGGAAGAAAAGAAAAUGAAUUAUUUGCAUUUCUUAAAAAUGAUUAUAUUAUUAAAUAUAUUUGUUCAUAUAGAGAUGAGUCAUUACAAGCACCAACAGUUAAUAUUGUUAUGGAACUUGCUCCAUUUGGUUGUUUACUUUCUAAAUACAGAGAAAUAAGUGAAGAGGUAUUAUUAAAAAUAUCUGAAGAUGUAGCAAAAGCCAUACGUUAUCUUCAUGUAGAGAAACAUAUUAUUCAUCGAGAUGUUAAACCACAAAAUAUACUUUUAUUUAAUUGGACAGAUAUUGUCAAAAUUAAUGCUAAACUAACUGAUUUUGGGAUUAGUAGAAUUAUUGAUUCAGGUGGAUUACAUACAGGAAUGUUAGGAACUCAAAAUUUUACAGCACCAGAAGUUAUUAGAAAUGAAAGAUAUUCAUAUCCAUGUGAUAUUUAUAGUUUAGGAAUGACAAUGUAUUUUUCAUUUACUAAGAUUGAUCCUUAUGAUGAAAGUAUUUCUAAAGUUAUGUCACAUGGAAAUUCUAUUCCAAAACACCCAUUAAUAGUUGAUAAUAUUUGGAGUUUAAUUACUUCAUGUUGUGAAUUAGAUCAAAACAAACGACCAAAUAUUGAAACAUGUUUAGAACAUAUUGAACAAAUUAGAAAAGAAUAUAAAAUAUUAUCAUCUAAUAAAGUAGUUGAAAUUGAACAAAAAGAAGUAUAUUUUUCACUUGGAAAACCAUUUGAUUUAUUAGAAUCAGUUAUUAAAGUUGUUGAAUCAAUUAAUAAGUAUGACACACAAAAUCAAAUGAUUUUAGCAUAUUUAAAAUUAAAAAAUCAUACUGAUAUUGAAGAAGCAAUUAAAAUAUUAGAAAAUGAUAAAAUAACAAUUGACAACCAUGGAGAUAAAGAAUAUUUAUUAGGUGAUUAUUAUUUUAAAUCAAAUGAUAAAAAUGUUAUUAGAAAGGGAAGAGAUCUUUUAAUUAAAGCAGCAAGUAAAAAUCAACCACAAGCAAUUAUGUUUCUUGUAGACCAACUUAAAGAUAUUGCAAAUCAAAAAAUAUUAAUUAUUGAUGAUAAAAAAAAUGAAUCUGAUCAUUUUGAAGAAUUUAUGCAAAAAGUAUGUAGAGUUGUACCAACAAAAAUUCCAUUACAAGUUUCAAAAGGAAAAGUAUUAAGAAUGGAAAAUAAUGAAAAAUAUAUGGUUUCUCCUGAAUGUGUUAUUAAAAUGUUUGCUUCAUUAAAAUCAAUUUUUCCUAUAUGCAAAUUUCAAUAUGCAAUUGCACAGUUAUUAGGAAUUGGAACUCCAAAAAAUAUUACUAAUGCUGAUAUUCUUUUUGUUCAAUUACAAAAAAUUAAUUGUGAAGAAGCUUUAUUUUAUGAAGCGUUAUGUCAAUUAACACCUCACCAUACACAAGAACAACAUAAAACAACAUUUCAAAUAUUAUCUGAUUAUUUACUUAAUUCAAAACACUGUGAAUUAAAACCAGAUGUAUUAAAUAAUCAAGCAGUUUUUUUAUUUAAAGGAUGGGGAAGAAGUUUAGAUAAACGACAAUCAUUUAAAAUGUUUUCAGAAGCAAAAAAAUUGGGAAAUAUUGAAGCUCUUUAUAAUUUAUCAUAUUGUUUAUUACAUGGAGAAGGUUGUGAAGGAACAGAAAAAGAAAAGAAAACUGCAAUUAAAUUAUUAUUAAAAGCAGCAAAAAAAGGAUAUAUUCCUUCACAACUAUUACUUGGUAAUUGUUAUUUUAAUGGAAUUGGAACAUUAAAAGAUGAAAAAUCUGCUGUUUAUUGGUAUACUAAAGCUGCAUUACAAAAUAAUUCAACUGCAAUAAAUAAUCUUGGAAGUUGUUUUUAUAAAGGAAAUGGAGUAGAAAAGAAUGACCAAUUUGCUUUUCAUUUGUUUUUAUUUGCUACACAAAUGGGGAAUCAAAAAGCACAAAUAAAUUUAGCUUUAUGUUACUUAUGGGGGUGUGGUGUUAAGAAAAGUAUUGAUGAUGCAAAAAAGUGUUAUGAAAUUGCUUCAUUAAAUAGUAAUUCUGAAGCUCAAUCAAAAUAUGCUCAAUUACUUCUUGAUGAAUACCGUCAUACAAAAAAUGAAGAAACCCUUAAUGAAGCAUUAAACAUGCUUGAUAAAGCAUCAAAAAAUGGGAAUGCAGAUGCUAUGUAUAAUUAUGGAUUGUGCUUUUAUAAAGGAUUUGGUCAUUUAAAGAAAAACCAAAUUAAAGCAUUUGAUUUAUUUAAAGCAGCAGCAUUUAAGAAACAUCCUGACUCAUUGUAUAUUCUUGGAGUAAUGUAUUAUAAAGGAAAAUAUGUAUUUGAAGAUAAAACUUUAGCAAUGGAAUAUAUAACUAAAGCAGCUGAGUUACAUAAUCAUAGAGCAUUAUUUCAUAUUGGAAUGUGCUUCUUUAAUGGAAUUGGUAAACCUCUAGAUGUAGAUAAAGCAAUGGAAUUUUUUGAUGAAGCUGCAAAGUAUGGAUCAAUUCAAGCAGAAUUAAAAAUUGCAGGAAUCUUAUUGCAUGGAUCAGAAAAAAUUCAAGCAGACAAACCAAAAGCAAUUCGUAUUUAUGAAUCGUUGGCUAAAAAAAGAGUUGGAGAAGCUUAUUAUAUGUUAGGUGAAUGUUCAUUAAAUGGAGAUGGAGUUCAAAAAGAUGUAGGCAAAGCAAGAAAUUUAUUUCAAAUGGCAAGUUUGUAUGAUUGUCCUAUGGCAUCAGAGCGAUUGGUGUUAUUGGAUCAUAAUAUCUUCUAA